AUGUGUUGUAGCGACCUCAACAAAAACGAUGUGGAUAUGUUGGUUAUGGAGAAUGCCGAGAAACAAGAGUGGACUAAGAUUACAUUUGUGGCCAUGCUUCAAGAUUUACCUAGUCGUGUCGAUUUUGCGGGUGUCACUCAUCCUGGUGGUGAAAUCGUUUUAGUCCAUAAGACUUAUUAUAGUGGGUUGGCUUCAGUUGUUUAUUAUUAUGAUCCAAAACGGAAUAGUCGUAGAAGAGCUGAAAUCCAAACUACAACGUCCUUAUUCACAAGAAACCCUAGUGUAUACGUUAGAAUCAGGGCUGUCACGGAUCAUGUUGAGAAUAUUAUGCGUUUGUAG
Molecule: messenger RNA, 339 nt
Organism: Microthlaspi erraticum
Lineage: Eukaryota; Viridiplantae; Streptophyta; Magnoliopsida; Brassicales; Brassicaceae
Source: the annotation of a GenBank genome assembly